Molecule: messenger RNA, 1338 nt
Organism: Papaver somniferum (opium poppy)
Lineage: Eukaryota; Viridiplantae; Streptophyta; Magnoliopsida; Ranunculales; Papaveraceae
Exons: 2
Coding region: 1-1338 (445 amino acids)
Biological process (GO): DNA integration
Molecular function (GO): nucleic acid binding
Source: RefSeq, a predicted model, not a curated record
AUGAAAAUAGAAGAUGCGCGAAUAACUAGUGACUCACAGUUGGUUAUUCGCCAAAUAGAAGGGGUAUAUAACACAAAUGAGCCAUCCUUGCAAAAAUACAAGAAGCUUGUAGGAGAGUUAUCAGCACAAAUUCCAAAAAUAAAUUGGAGGCACAUUUCGAGAAAAGAUAAUCGGCUAGCAUACGGGCUUUCUUUUAUUCCAUCUAUGAUGGUAGAUCCGACUGCGAGGGACAUAAAGAUACAAACACUCCUUUUACCCUCCAUUAAUAAAGAACAAUGCGAAGAUGUAGAUGUAAUGCUAGUAGACAAUGAAGAAGAAAGGAAGGCGAACAAAGCCGCAUAUUGGAGAACUCAGCUCCAUUUGUAUUUAGAAAAAGGAGAAGUACCAAGAAACAAGUUGGAGGCACACAAGUUAAAGAGCAGAGCAACAAAUUAUGAAUUGAGAGAUGGUGUACUUUACCGAAGAUCAUUCCUUGGACCAUCGCUUAGAUGUUUAACAAGAAAAGAAGGAAUGGAAAUCUUGAAAGCAUUACACUAUGGAGAUGCAGGAAAUCAUAGUGGAGGAAGGUCUUUAGCGUAUAAAACGAAAAUACAAGGCUAUUAUUGGUCAUACAUGCAUGAAGACGCGAAAGAGGUGUCAAGGAGAUUUGGAAUCCCAGCACAACUGGUUUCUGAUAAUGGAAAACAAUUUGAAGGAGAAAAUAUUGAAAUGUUACUUAAUGCGUUCAAAGUCCAAAGCGGGCAGUCCACUCCAUUGUAUCCACAAAGCAACAGUCAAGUUGAGGCAAUCAAUAAGACAAUUGCAGAUAUAUUGAAAAAGAAACUGGAAGGAUAUAAUAAAGGAUGGUGCGAAAAAAUACACAAUGCAGUAUGGGUAAACAGAACAACUAGAAGGGAGGCUACAGGAAUGUCACCUUUUUGCCUGACAUAUGGAGUUGAAGCGGUAUUUCCAACUGAGGUUAUAAUUACUACAACUAAGCGAGAAGUAUUGGAAAAGAAUUUAAGUGCGGAUUUAAUCCUAACAAAACUGGAUGAUUUAGAAGAGCGAAGAGAAGUUUCUUUGCGACAUCUGGAAAAUUACCAUCAGAGGAUAGCUCGAGAAUAUAACAAGCGCGUAAAAAUAAGAGGCUUUCAGCCAGAAGAAUUAGUGCUGCGAGAGAUACCGCCUUAUCAGAUAGGAAGUGAUGGAAAGCUGGAGAAAAGAUGGGAUGGACCCUACAUAAUUAAGAGAAUAAUUGGAAAUGGAGCUUAUGAAUUGAUGGAUCCUGAGGGAAAGAACACAGGUCGAAAAUUGGAACGUCCAUGGAACAUAUUAUAUCUGAAGAAAUAUUAUCCAUAG